CUGUAUGACCAAACAUAUCUGUUCGUAGUUUACCUCGUAACACCAUGAUACAAAAUUGUCAUUGGUUAGUUUCGUGCGGCGGGCGGUCCUCGUGCUGUUAAAUAAUGUGAUCUGCCGGGUAGUUUCACUUUAUGUUAACGGACGUAGCAGAGCGUUCACAUUAGCUGCCUGAUCUUGCAUUCAAAUUUUGGUGAAUUUAACAGAAUUGGAUUAACCAUGAAGGUGAUUCUCUUUUUUUCAGCUCUGAUUGCGCUCUACAUCUCAGUGGACUCCAAAGAAUCUCCACCCAAGGUUCAGGUGUACAGCCGUAACCCAGGAGAGUUUGGAAAGGAAAACAUCCUUAUCUGCCAUGUGAGUGGCUUCCAUCCCCCAGACAUUACUAUUGAGAUCCUGGAGGAUGGAGUUGAACUCCCUAAUUCCAAGCAGACCGACCUAGCCUUCAAGCAGGACUGGCACUUUCAUCUGACCAAGAGUGUGCCCUUUACACCUGUGGAUGGACAUAAGUACAGUUGCAAGGUUACUCAUGGGGAGACCACGAAAAAAUUUGCUUGGGGUGAAGCCAAAUAUGUAACUGUCAUGGAGGCCUUCCUUGUUCUCAGAAGUAACCGCUACAUCUGUAUCUGUUGAUCAACUCUUCAAUCAACAUCAUUUAAUUAUUUCAUGAGGCAGUCUCUUCUCUGACCUUUAAUUUUAAAAGAAAAAAAAUGAUAUACUAAAGGAUGUUCAUUUUCUUAUUGUAUGCAAAAUGCUGUUCAUGUAGUAAUUACAUUUUUGUGUACUGCUUUACUUGCAAGCUGAAAUUUGUAUAACACCAAAAUGCUUGACUUAUCUUUUAAAUGCUUAAACUGCUUAUUUGUUUCACAAGAAUUAAAACAGAAAUUGUCUAGACUAUUGGGGUAUUAUGUCCAAACAAGUAAUUCACAGUUCGGAUUUCUUUGAAUUUUGGUAGGUUUUAUGUCUGUGAUAAUACUUUCAAAUAAAGGCCUCUUAAAAAAUUUUGUUGACAUGUUUAUUCAUUAACUGAACUUUACAAUUAAAGGUUUUAUAUUUGAGGGACAAUGUUUUUGUAUAA
Menidia menidia (Atlantic silverside) is the source of this 1072-nucleotide messenger RNA. Lineage: Eukaryota; Metazoa; Chordata; Actinopteri; Atheriniformes; Atherinopsidae. The record is from the annotation of a GenBank genome assembly.